This is a messenger RNA of Fraxinus pennsylvanica, 603 nucleotides long. NCBI's taxonomy places the organism in Eukaryota, Viridiplantae, Streptophyta, Magnoliopsida, Lamiales, Oleaceae. The record is from the annotation of a GenBank genome assembly.
AUGGCUCCUCCACCAGCAUCACCGCGAGCAACCCGACCCCGCCACUCACCGCUAUUAAGAUUCAUUGCAAUGGCGUUGCUAGCCCUCGUCAUUAUUGUCGGCCUAGCCGUGCUGAUUACUUGGUUAUCCGUUAAACCCAAAAAACUCCGAUACUCCAUUGAACAAGGCUCAAUCUCGGACUUCAAUUUAACCAACAAUGGCCACUUCAAUGCCAAUUUCGAUUUCGUAUUGCGUGCUAACAAUCCCAACAAAAGGAUUUCGAUAUACUACGACAGGAUUGAGGUUACAGUGUCGUACGAGGAUCAGAAGCUUUCAAUCAACGAUGUUCAUCCCUUUUAUCAGCGACGGCAUAAUGUGACGUACCUCGACUUGGACCUUGCGGCGAGAGAUGUGUCUCUUUACGGGGCGGUGGCAAGGGAUCUGAAAUUGGAGAAAUAUUCAGGUAAUGUGGAAUUGGACGUUAAAAUAAGAAGCAAAAUUAGGCUGAAAGUGGGAGUUUUCAAAAUUCAUCGCCAUUUGAAGAUUGAGUGUGGGCCUCUGACAGUUCCAUUUUCUUCAUCAAAGGGAAAGUUUGACAGGGUUUACUGUGAUGUUGAUUUAUAA